Chiloscyllium plagiosum (whitespotted bambooshark) is the source of this 4932-nucleotide messenger RNA. The record is from RefSeq and is a predicted model, not a curated record. NCBI's taxonomy places the organism in Eukaryota, Metazoa, Chordata, Chondrichthyes, Orectolobiformes, Hemiscylliidae.
AUGGCCAGUAGCAAGAUGGAAGCCCUGCUGAAUGCGAUUAUGGAGGUGCCUCUGGAUGAAGGUGGCCUGGUGAGCAAGACCGUAUCUGCAUCCCUUCAGGAACUGGGACAGGUGGAUGCAGAAGGGGUGCUGAUGUUCUGCCGCAAGUACAUCAUCCACCAUCGGCGGCUGCCCUUGGUGCGCCGCACCGCACUGUUGAAGGCCAUGGCGCAGCUGGUGAGGGACAACAUUGACGACGUGGGCCGGGCGGCGGCAAAGAAGCUCAUCACCUUGGCUUCCAUCGAAAUGACCAAGACGAAGGAUGUGUCCGAUGAGCACCAGGAGGUCGCCAGCCAGCUGUUGCUGAACGUGGGCCACUGGUUCACCAAGGAGGCUUUUGACGAGCUGCUCUCGAUGUUUCAGCCGAAGAUGAGCCCCUUCUUUUUUGUGGUGCUGGCCCUCGCCAAUCUGUGCAAAGAGCACGUGCAUUUCAUGGUCCCCUUACUGAAACCUGUGCUCCACACUCUGCUGACAAUGCUUCCCACUGUCACGGACGAGAAAACCAAGUGGGUGUUUUGCUUUGCUUUGGGGAUUUUUAGCGAGAGCAUUCUGGCUUACCUCUUUGACAUAGAGGAGGCCCCGGACCCCACAGUGAAGAAGAACUUAUUCUUCCAGGAGUUCUCCGAGGCUUACGACAUCCUGUUCGACGUGUGGCUGCCCUUGAACGAGCAGAACGUGAGCACGGCGGUGAUCGAGACGCUGGGCCAGAUAACCCAUCUGAUCCCGUUUGACAAGUUGGAGAACGAGCUGCCUAGGUUACUCCCAGCUAUCAUGUCCAUGUACCAGGAAACCGCCAGCGAUUUCUGUGUCACACAGGGCCUGUAUGGAGUCCUGCACACUGCUGUGGAGAGGAACAGCGAGGAGCUCACGUUGCAAGUUGACAGCCUGCUGGUCAACCUGCACAAUCAGAUUUGCAUUGUGGCAGGGCAGACUGCUGACCCCUACUCUCAGAAGCAGCGGAAAGAGAUCCUGUGCUGCUUCAAGCUCCUGACGCCGUCCUUUACCUUCCAGAUCGUGGAGUUCCUCCUGCUGAAGCUGGAAAGUACCAACAACCAGAUCCGACUGGGAACGCUGUUGGUGCUGGAUCACCUCAUCAACAUGGUGCCGCUGUACAUGGCCAACCAAAAGAACCAGAUUCUGGCCAGUAUGAAGUUGCUGCUCUUGGCUAAUGACAACAGAGUGAAGGGACAGCUUGGCCAGGUCAUCUACACCAUGGCCCGGCACAAUUACCUCCAUUUGGAGGGAGGAAAGGAUAUGGUGGAGUUUGUCAUCCGACAGUGUGCUCUGCCUGCCGCAGAGGGCGAGAAUGCCACCGAGCACCUACUCAUUGCCGCUGACAAUGUGGUCACAGACUACGAUUUGCGGCGGUGGUGUGAGGAACUGAUGAAACUGCUGACGGCGUUACCCAUCGACAACGUUCUCUGGCCGUUUCUCUUUGAGUUUAUCAUCCCCGUGCGAUGCACCAACGCUUUGGCCACGGUUUGCAACUCCUUGGUCUCCCUGGCGAUGAAGAGACUGGAGUCUGGCUCAAUGGAGAGUUUUCUCAAUUACAGGGAGAAUCCCAACAUCCCUGGGCCUCAAGCGCUGCUAACCCGACUGCUGACUAUGGCGUCUUCAAUACAUGAGGGAAAAAGCAGGAGCGCUCCCGCUCUGAUCCUGCUGCAAGUCCUGGGCACGGAUAUCCACCCAGCGGCUCCUCAAGUCUGGGAAAAGGAGUUCCCAAUUCUGCUUGACUACCUUCAGGAAAAUUCCAGCAAGUCUGUGCUCCAGAGCCAAUGGGAAGAAAAGCUAGUGAAUGUUUUGUUUGAGACCCUGGAGUUGAUCGAGGAUGAGGAUUGGCUGUGCCAGCUUCUCAAGGAGCUGAUGAACCACCUUCACAGCCAUUAUAACUUUCCACAAGAGAAAGGCUUCGUCUAUAAGUGCUUGGGAGCAGUGCUGCAAAUGAUCUACAGUGAAGAUGCGGUGAAGAGGAAUCUCCAGGAGAUGCUUCAGACGGUGAGGCAUAACGAGGCAUUGGAGAAAGACGGCUUAGCCAUUGGGGUUGGUUACAGUGCUGUCACCCAUUUGGACAUGGUGCUGAACUUCCUGAAGGAGUUUGCAAAGCUGAAUAUUUUUAAGAAGACAGCAAGCUACUUUCAGAUCAUUAAGGACCAGGAGGAUAUUGAGAUAAUCAAAGUGAAAAGCACACUCAUCUCAUGCUAUGGGAAUAUCAUGUUGUGCUCUCCAAAGGACCUCACGCCAUCCAGAAUAGACAAUGAAAUUGUGGAGAAUGUCCUCAACCACUACAACAUCAAGAUCCUGGGAAUGAAGAUUGAGGUCAGGGACCUGAUGUUGAAGUUAAGUCUGAUCAAGACCGUGACUCAGUUAGCAGUAGCCUGCCAGCCUGACAAAAUGCCAGGCUACAGCUUCAGCAGAAAGGGAGAACUGCUGGCCUAUAUGCAAGAGCUCAUCAAGACUGAACCAACAGAGGCACUCUUGACCCCAGUCCGAAUGUGCGCCAUUAACGCUUGUAUGUCGCUCUUAAAACUGCAGCCCCAGUUUGGUGAAAGCAAGCAACUGGUUCAGACGUGCCUGAGCAGUGUCUUCAACUUGCCCCGGUUGGAGACGGAUGCCACCGAUGAGCACUCAAACCUGAGCUUGGCGGACAGGCAGGCAUUGUUUAAUGAGACCCUGGCCUCGCUGCUGGACUUCCUGAAGCAGCUCUUGCUUUGUGACCUUUCACCAGCUGGACUUCAGUCAGUGUUUGCCAGCCUGGAGACCUGGAUUCGGUGCCAGAAAGAGUACGCGCGGGAAAUGGCGAUGGAGACCACCUUACAGCUAUUGGUGUUUUACCUGGAACAAAUUGGCACCAAGGAGACAGUUCAAUCGCAUAGCUUGGGUGUCCUCAUUGGUCACAUGGUGCUCCGAUGCACAGAUCCAUCAUGUGUGGUAAGGGAGAGGGCUAUUGAAAGCUUAUACAUCCUACUUCACAUUCAGAUGCGCUUUGCGAGGGUGCCCGUAGAUCAGAAAGGCACAGAGGUGGAACACCUGAAAACCAUCAAAGUUGGGUUACAUCAGGGGAACUGCCAUUCCAUGUUUCGAGUCUGCACUGACGUCGGCAAAGUCCUUUCAAAUUGCAUGCCCCAUGAUGAGCUGUUGGGUUUGCUCUUCACCUUGUUCCCCGGUCUCACUGACAGUCAGUCCAAUGGCUCCCUCGCUGCCUCAAUUGUCACCAACAUCCUCAUUACAAAGCGUGGGGCCGGCCUGACCGACGUCCCAGAGAUUAUCAGAGCCCUCCACAAGGAGCUGCAGUCCAUCAGGCAGCCUCACAUAGCACGCAUGGGGGUACACUCCAUCUCCAACCUGGCAGCCCAGCAUGUGCCGGUCAUAUUGCCUUGCCUCUUGUGGUACCCCGUCCCAUUCGACAGGCACAUUUGUGACGUGUGGCGCUCCCUGCUCAAGGAUGACUCGGUUGCCGUGCCCUCCAUUAAGUACUUGUUGGACAAUUUGAAGCUUUUGUACGAAAGCAGCAAAGAGUCGCUUUUCUGCGACGUGACCAACUCAGAACCCCACCAACCUCAAGCUGUGAUCUGCGCUCUCCAUCAAAUGAUAUGUCACCAGGGCUCAGAUGCUGUGGUUGAGAUCCUUUACCCCCAGAUAUUCAGCACGGUUCUCAUUCACCUCAGUUCCAGUGUCCAGGCCCGAUUGCCUCGGGACAUUUUACGGUUCCAGGCGGAUAAGAAGUCCUUCACCCUCUCUCAUAAGCCAUGUCAUACCACGGCCUGCCAUUACUCCAUUGAGAUCCUGCAGGCACUCCUGGGGGAGGGGAAGGGGACCGUCACCGCCAUGGCUGGGAAAGGAGGCUGGGACCUGAUCAAACAGGCCGAGGUGCACCACGAGGGGGUGGCGCUGCUAGCCGGCACCAUGGCCAAUGUCGCAGCCCCCCACUUGAUCAGCAUCGUUGAGCUGCUGACCCCCGUCCUGGCGAAUGUCCACGAAUGCCAGAGGAUCACGGCGACCGCCUAUUUUGGGGAGCUCCUCAACCACCCGGUGGUGUGCGAGCUAAUGCUGACGGACACGCUGGUGGCCAGUCUGCUCCGGUGUCUGAUUGACGACUCGCCCACAGUCCAGUGGUUGGCGGUCAAGGGCCUGGGACACGCCAGGACCAGGGCCUCACCCAAGACGGAAAAGUAUGUGGUGAAGCUGCUACCCGCCAUGAUGUCCAUCAUGGAGCAGAACUGUAAGGCCGACACCCUCCUGACCGUCGAGGCGAUGGAGAGUGUCUCGAAGAUCUUGGAUAACCUGCACCAGGACUACACCGACGCCAUCCUCAUUGAGCUGGCUAUGGCGUUGCAGUCCUUCUUUGAAAGCCGACAGGAGAGGGUGAGGGCGGCCGCAGUUGGCGUGGUGGGCAAGCUGCUGCGGUUUGGCAGUAUGCAGAGGAACCCGGUGUAUCUGGAAUACAUCUACACGGCCCUGACCAGCCUGCUGCUUCACCUCAACGAGAAGCACGAGGAGGUCCGCCGGGCCUGCAAACACGUGCUGGCCCUGGCCGGUCCCUGGCUGCCGUCAGAGAGGAUGUGCCGGCACCUCCAGCAGCUCGGCUUCCAGGACACCGACCUGAACUACGAGAACUACCUGGAGGUGACCGCCCGCCUCAUGGCCGAGGAACUGCCCUCCAGGAUCUCCCAGUGUGUCAAGAGCUGCGCUGCCUUCUUCAAGAGCGGGCAGACAGAGAUGCGGGAGAAUGCCGUCACGUUUGCCAGCUUCCUUAUGCAUCAUGCCCCGGCUGGUUACCCUCAAUCGCCUGGCGCCAAUCAGAUGUGCAAGGAGAUCAUCGCCUUGCUGUCCGACCAUGUACAGAGUGUCCGCAUCAAAGUGAUGGCCGCAAUCCAGAGACUCUACAUGUACUGA